AUGCUGAAAUUGAAACACUACAUUUGUUCAAGGCCAUUUAAGAGACUUUCUGUAUUUUACAAUUUAUAUCCAAGUCAAAUUAACACUGUUAAUUUGGUGGAGCCCUACAAUGCCACCCUCUCUGUUCACCAGCUCAUAGAAAAUGCAGACGAGACGUUCUGCAUUGAUAACGAAGCACUCUAUAACAUCUGUUCCAGGACCUUAAAACUGACCACACCCACCUAUGGUGACCUGAAUCACCUGGUGUCUGCUACCAUGAGUGGGGCCACCACGUGCCUGUGCUUCCUGGGCCAGCUGAAUGCCGACCUGCGGAAGCUGGCCGUGAACGUGGUUCCAUUUCCCCGGCUGCACUUCUUCAUGCCCGGCUUUGCCCCGUUGACCCGCCGGGGCAACCAGCUGUACCGGACCCUGACCGUGGCUGAGCUCACUCAGCAACUCUUCGAUGCUAAGAAUAUCAUGGCCGCCUGUGACCCCCGUCAUGGCCGCUACCUAACUGUGGCUGCCAUUUUUAGAGGUCGCAUGUCCAUGAGGGAGGUGGAUGAGCAAAUGCUCAACAUGCAGAAUAAGAACAGCAGCUACUUUGCUGAAUGGCUCCCUCACAACGUGAAAACAGCCGUCUAUAACAUCCCACCCCGGGGACUAAAAAUGUCGGCCACCUUCAUUGGUAACAACGCAGUGAUCCAAGAGCUCUUCAAACGCAUCUCCCAACAGUUUACAGCUAUGUUCAGGCGCGAGGCCUUCCUGCACUGGUACACGGGCGAGGGCAUGGAUGAGAUGGAGUUCACCGAGGCCGAGAGGAACCUUAACGACCUGGUGUCAGAAUACCAGCAAUACCAAGAUGCCACAGCUGAGGAGGAGGAGUUUGAGGAGUGUGCUGAGGAGGAGGAGGAGGUAGCCUAGAAAAU
Molecule: messenger RNA, 905 nt
Organism: Sapajus apella (tufted capuchin)
Lineage: Eukaryota; Metazoa; Chordata; Mammalia; Primates; Cebidae
Product: tubulin beta chain-like
Exons: 2
Coding region: 1-900 (299 amino acids)
Biological process (GO): mitotic cell cycle; microtubule cytoskeleton organization
Cellular component (GO): cytoplasm; microtubule
Molecular function (GO): GTP binding; structural constituent of cytoskeleton; GTPase activity
Source: RefSeq, a predicted model, not a curated record